AUGGCCUUUUACGCAGACGUGUACCUAAUCGGAACGGUCAUGCUGAUAUUCGGCAUGGGCCUGUACGACCUCUUCAUCCAUAACUUCAACGUCGAGGCCGCGACCUCCGACGACGGCGCACACCGCUCCGCACACGGCGCAAGCCACACCCGCAAGUCAGCGUCAUCCGCGGACGCUCCUCUCCCCACCCACGCGCAACAACAACAGCAGCAACACCAGCAGCAGCGGCAGCACCGCGCGAAGGGCCGUGCGCGCGGGGAAGGAGCGCGCAGAAGCCUCGGUUCGAACCUGUUCGGCCUGUUCCGCCUGCAGUCGCGGCCGUCGUGGCUGGAAGUAAGCUCGCUGGACGAAAUGAAGACGAAGCUCGGGCACGUGAUCGUGAUGAUUCUACUUGUGGGCACGUUCGAGAAGAGCAAGAAGGUGGUUGUUGCCACGUCCAUGGAUUUUCUGUGCUUCUCCCUGGGAGUCUGCUUUGCUGCAGGGUGCCUGUUUCUGCUGACGAAGCUGCACCUGCAUCACGGGCAGGAGCAUGGCGGGCAGGGGAAUCAUGGUGGUGGCCAGAAGAAUUCUCAGGGUCAGGGCCACGGUGCUGCUGCUGGCGCCGCUGCUGCUGGUGCUGUCGAGCAUGUGAAUGGGCACAUUAACGGGCAUGUGAACGGGCAGGUGAACGGGCAUGUGUACAUGCAUGCGUACGCAUCCCCAGAGUGUGUGAUGAGCGGUGGGAAUCAUAUGCAGUACCAUGGGUACAUGACCGGUUAUGGGCAUGCGAACGGGCAUGCCUAUGAUCACUUGAGCGAGCAUUUGAACGGUCGUGCGAACGGGCAUCAGAACGGGCAGCCGAACGGGCACGAUGUGAACGGCGUGCGGCACAUUAGUGAACCCCACCACACAGGAGUCUAG
Messenger RNA from Closterium sp. Yama58-4, 900 nucleotides. Lineage: Eukaryota; Viridiplantae; Streptophyta; Zygnematophyceae; Desmidiales; Closteriaceae. The record is from the annotation of a GenBank genome assembly.